Molecule: messenger RNA, 732 nt
Organism: Nicotiana tabacum (common tobacco)
Lineage: Eukaryota; Viridiplantae; Streptophyta; Magnoliopsida; Solanales; Solanaceae
Source: RefSeq, a predicted model, not a curated record
AUGGUUACUGUGAGAACAAUCAUAAGCAUAACAACCUCUAGAGGAUGGAAUCUGUUUCAAAUGGAUGUCAAUAAUGCUUUUUUGCAGGGGGAUCUUUAUGAAGAUGUUUAUAUGGAUCUUCCUCAAGGGUAUCAUCAGAGUGCUUAUGAUCAUUCACUCUUCACUAAGAAUACAAACUCUGACAUUGUUGUUGUCUUAGUGUAUGUGUAUGACUUGCUCAUUACUAAGAGCAAUGCAGAAUUGAUAGAUGAAGCCAAACAUACACUACACAAUUCCUUUAAAGUUAAGGAUAUAGGGGAGCUGAGAUAUUUCCUUAGUAUUAAGGUUCUAAGAUCAAAGAAAGGGAUCCUGCUCACACAGAAGAAGUAUGCCCUUCAUUUGAUAUCAGAAGUUGGGCUUGCAGGAGCUAAAUCAAUCUCCAUCCCAAUAGAGCUUAACCAUAAGUUAAACACUAUUGAAUAUGACAAACAUGUAGGGGUGAAUGUGGAUGAAGAAUUAGAAGACAUAAGGAGCUAUCAAAGACUCAUUGGCAAACUGCUCUACUUAACCAUCACCAGACCAGAUCUUAGUUUUGUAGUCCAUGUACUCAGUCAGUUCAUGCAGCAUCCCAAACAAUCUCAUUGGGAUGCAGCAUUGCGAGUGGUGACAUAUGUAAAGUCAGUACCAGGUCUUGGUAUUUUGCUGAGCACAGGGCCUAUAGAUACAUUGUCUACUUAUUGUGAUUCAGACUGA